UCAGAAAAAUCUUUGCAUAAUGAGAGUGAUAUGACGAAAAGUUAUAGUAGUGUUCCUAAAAUCAUGUCAGGACAUAGUAAUAAUAUCGUUCAUAAGCUGUUUAACCGAGAGACUUCAGGCUACACAUCACGACGCUACAAUGACCGGGGCCGCCGAAUAUUCGAGCGGAUCCCGCCACGGCUCCGGUUCUGCCUCAUGGACAUUGUGCCCAUGUCCUACUUCAGCAACCACGUGUUCAUGGGGUUCUCGCAGUGUGGACAGUACCUCCUCAGCUUUACGUAUAGCAAUGGAUCGCAAGUUUAUUUUAGGGAGAAUGCUAAGUUUACCUUGCAUUUCUUGUCCUGGGUGCCCGGAAGAGUGGUCCGAUCGGUGCACAGAGUGCCCCUAUUUGGCGGGGACGCGGUGGACAGCCGGCUGACCAUAUCCAUGGCACAAUGGAAACAUAAUCCUGGCGUGCUGGUUGUCUACGGGUUACCGGAUUCAUGUACGGAGAGAUCUCAUCUCAGUGUCAUCGGAGUGCCACGGUUAGGAUGUAGGAAAUGUGCAGCUAUGGCGAAAGAAGAAGAUGGUCAAAACUGGGGUCAAAAAUGUCUAGAGCACAACUUUGCUAUUCACACAAAGUUCUUCUGCACAUCCGACUCCAGUGUAUACGAGCCGGUGGUCCAGCUCGCCUACUCCAACCAAAUCAUCAUCUACACCGACUUCAUACACAUCCUAGAAAUAGAUUUCGUCAAACCCGACCAGGACAAACCUAUGGAAAUAGACGACUGCAAAUCAUCUUCAGACAGAGACGAGACCAACUCGAUUUACACGAACCCUAGUACCCCAGCGUCUGACGUGUCCGCUGUCUUCCAUUCCCCCAAAUACCAGAACACGGUUGUGCAAAACAUUCUAGAAGACUUCUCAGAUUUAGACGCGGAGCCUUUUCAAAUGUCGAAACCGGUGCAGUUACCUGACGUUAUGGGACAAGAGCUCUGCAUUCAAGCCUCUUCAAUAUCGUACAAUUUAGUCGAAGAAUGGGAGGGCCCUUCGCCUUCCAUUAGAACUUUAAUAUCACCUCCUUUAAGGUCACCCAGGAGAAGACCCGCCGAAAGCAUGUCCAGGUUCAACGAAACGCAUAGAAUCAAAGCGGACAAAGCUUACGAAUUUGUAGAAGAAACUGAAACGAAAUGCGAAAAACUUAGUAUCUUCAGAAAACGAAGGUUAGCUGACAAGAAAUAUGAGUUUUCUGAAGACAAUAAUGAAAAUAUAGUCCCGUUCAGGGUUUUAAGGAGUAAUAGGAAAUACUUUACUGGGUGCACUAGUAAAAUGCGGCGGCCUAAGUCGCCACCAGUGGAAGUUUUAAGAGCACAUAAUCAGAUAAGUAGACCUCCUUCGCCGACGACUAGUGAGAAAGAGGGUCUAUCAUGUUUAGAAUCUGAUGAUAAAAGCGAAUCGGAAUACAGAGUGAUGGAAAUGCUUGACGACGGAUCUCUGAAGACGGUAGCGGUUCAUGAUAACACUUCGAAGACGUUGUCGGAGUGUCCCGUGAACGCGCACGAUCCAUAUUUGGUGCAUUCGGAAAAUUCGCAGUGCAGCAAGUUCUUCACGAGAUAUUUUGUGGAAAGCGACGACGAAAUUACUUCUAUUGCCACGGAUUCUGAAGACGACUGCAUAUCAGGAUACCACGUAGCCCUCCACCUGCAAGCGCACGGAGCAGGCUACGCGCCGCUGCAGGGCGUGAGCGCGGGCGCGUGGGCGCGCGUCACGAGCGCGCCGCCGCCGCUCACGCUGCGCGCGCAGCAACGCAGCCUCGACACCGAGCUGCUGUGUAACGAGGUAUAAUCAUGAUACACUGUGCCACUACCUAGUACCUACACUUAUUAGCACACGGGGCAGGCUACGCGCCGCUGCAGGGCGUGAGCGCGGGCGCGUGGGCGCGCGUCGCGAGCGCGCCGCCGCCGCUCACGCUGCGCGCGCAGCAACGCAGCCUCG
Messenger RNA from Leguminivora glycinivorella, 1974 nucleotides. RefSeq lists its product as uncharacterized. Bases 31 to 1824 code for a protein of 597 amino acids. Gene Ontology annotation, cellular component: Cul4-RING E3 ubiquitin ligase complex. Gene Ontology annotation, biological process: protein ubiquitination. The transcript is spliced from 6 exons. Lineage: Eukaryota; Metazoa; Arthropoda; Insecta; Lepidoptera; Tortricidae. The record is from RefSeq and is a predicted model, not a curated record.